Molecule: messenger RNA, 2196 nt
Organism: Pollicipes pollicipes
Lineage: Eukaryota; Metazoa; Arthropoda; Thecostraca; Pollicipedomorpha; Pollicipedidae
Product: sterile alpha motif domain-containing protein 11
Exons: 4
Coding region: 273-1373 (366 amino acids)
Biological process (GO): negative regulation of DNA-templated transcription
Cellular component (GO): nucleus; PRC1 complex
Molecular function (GO): chromatin binding; histone binding
Source: RefSeq, a predicted model, not a curated record
GGCAGGUGCGUCAGCAGGUGCCGGCUCCCUGGGAGCGUCGGUCGAGCCGCUGUCGGCAGGAUUCAGGAGCGGAGGCCCCUCGCUGUCCGGAAUAUCGAACAGGCCGCGGUCACGCGCGCUCCGCCUCAGCGGCCCGUCAGAUCGCAUACACUGACGGCGCGUCAAGUCGGACACCGGCGGCGAAUCAGAUCAGACCCGGACUCGCGGACUCGGACUCGGACGUAGUGCCGGUUGAUCGGAUUCCGGGGGCGGCGGGCGGUGCGGUCUCGGCGAUGACGGACCUCGACUCAUCGGGCCCGGUCAUCUGGCCCAAGUGGUGCUACUCGAAUGUACCGACGGAGGGCCCGGAGCUGCCGUCGGGCCUCAGUGUGACGCCGGCCGUCAAGCGGCGGCGCAAGCGCACCCUCGAGUCGGCCGACGUCAAGCGCGAGAGCAGCACACCCGAACGCAGUCCCAGCGGCUCGCCGCGCUCGCUCAGCUCCCAGCGCUCGCCGCACGAGCGCCACAGUCCGGCCACGCCCGCCUCGGCCGCCACGCCCGUCACCAGCCAGGCGCUGCCGCCGCGCAACUACAGUGACUUCAUGCGCAGCCUCGCCGCCAAGUACAACAACAACAACCCCAACGAGUACUUUUCCGGCCAGGCGAACGGCCUGCUGCGCGGCUUUGACUACAGCCGGUACGGCCUGAAGCCGGGCCACACGCCGCUGCUGGCGUCGCCGGCCAAGGAGGAGAAGAAGGAGGAGGUGGCGCCGGCGGCCAAUCCGCUGCUGGCCGUGCAUCCUCACCUGGCGGCGCUCUCGGGCCUGCCCAUGCUGGACGUGCUGUCGAUGGUGCGGCCGGGCCUGACGCCGUCCGACUACCUGGCUGCCGGGCAGACGGCCGCCGCGGCGCCGGCCGGCAAGCGGCCGCCAGAGGGCGCGCCUCUCGACCUUUCCAACAUGAAGCGGCCCCGCCUAGAGAAGGGCUUCAAGGAGCUGUUCGGCCUGAAGGAGGAGGCGGCGCGCGUGGGCAGCGCCUCGCCGCGGCCGUCUGCCGAACUAGCGGCCGCCCUGCACGGCUCGGCCUGCACGCAGAAGCCGUGCUCGCCCGAGGCCGAGGCGGUGUCCUCGUGGGGCGUGGACGAGGUGUGCUCGUUCGUCCGCUCCGUCGACGUUUGCGCCGAGUACGCCGAGACGUUCAGGGAGCACGGCAUCGACGGCAGCACGCUGCCGCUGCUGAGUGCCGAACACCUGACCAACAUCCUUCACCUGAAGCUGGGCCCGGCGCUGAAGCUGCGCACGGCGCUCAGUCAGAAGAUCGGCCACUGCGCUGUCUGCAUGCACUGCACCCACUGCCACGCCACCAAGCCGACCGCCCGGCCCGGCGAAUCAUGAGCCACUGCUGACCAAGCAGGGGCGAACUGCGUUUUGUUGCUGCAUAUGCAUUCCGCGAUGUUUAUCUGAUGAGUGCAAUUCCACUGGUGUUUGCCGGGGAUGCUCUUUUGGCUGGGAUCGUGCAAAAUUGAUCUGUCGCACACGGUUAGCGCUGGUCGUAAGCGCGUGGCUGCGAUCAUAGUGAAGUCCGCUGUUAGACUAAGGUGAGAUGUAAUUGUUGAUGAUUAACCGAUCAUUUCAAAAAAUGCAUUCUGAUGCCUGUUAUGUACUUGUGAGGAGCUGUGAGCACGUUUCUCAAGAUGCACGGUUUGAGUUUGUUUUGGUGACGUCAUUUUAGUUGAAGCUGUUACUUAGAGACGAGUCUGUUUCUAGCUGACACGUAUGCAUACGUCUACUUGUUUGAUCUUUGAAUGAAGUAGCGACUGUUGUAGGUAAUUACACGGACGUACAAUAUUUGUGAUGCGGUCGCCGGUCUGGGUUUGGCGCGUCGAAAGCCCACAAUUAUUUGCUCAAUGGUUUCAAUACAUAAGAGGCAGACGUUGCCCAUGUUCAUUCACAUAAUUCGUCCUUUCCCUUAUGUACCAACAUUUUCAGUUCGACGGAAUAAGAAACUUAGUGCAAUAGUCUCUGCUGCCGCUGCAUUUCUGCCCAACAGUCGGGGAUAUGUUUUUGUACAUGUUUGAGCUCCACAAAUCAGCACGGUUGGCGAAUGUACAGAUGUAUGUAGCACGGCUGAUAACUGCGUACCGCCCGACAGUCUCAUGAAUGCUGUUUAGUUUGCGAUCCUGCGGUGACGGCACCAAAUACACUUUUUGUGAUAUGA